GCGCUGCUGGCGGGCGGCGGGCGGCGCCUGGCCCGUCGCCUCCUGCCGCGGCGUCGCCGCGCCCUGCCCGCUGAAGGGAAGGCAGUGCUAAUCACGGGCUGCGACAAAGGCUUUGGCCAUGCCUUGGCAAAACAGCUGCAUGCAAAGGGGUUCACUGUUUUUGCUGGAUGCUUGCUGGCGGAUAGGAACGGCGAUGGAGCCAGGGAGCUGAGGAACCUGAAGUCAGAUCGCAUGAAGGUGCUGCAGGUCGAUGUGUGCAGUGACCGGGAGGUGGCUCAAGCUGUGGAUUUUGUGAAGAGGAGCUUGAAGGAGCCAGAGGAAGGACUCUGGGGCCUGGUGAACAAUGCUGGCGUCUCAACCUUUGGAGAGGUGGAAUUCACGAGUUUGGACAAGUACAAGGAAGUGGCAGAGAUCAACCUGUGGGGCACCGUGAGAGUGACCAAGGCCUUCCUGCCCCUGAUUCGCAGGGCUAAAGGCCGCGUGGUGAACGUCGCCAGCAUGCUGGGGCGGAUGGCAAGCCCGUCUCGCUCCUGCUAUUGCAUUUCCAAGUUUGGGGUCGAGGCCUUCUCCGACUGCCUCCGGCAGGAGAUGUACCGCUGGGGCGUCAGGGUCAUCCUCAUCGAGCCCAGCAACUUUGUGGCGGCGACGGGCAUCCUGACGGCAGCGAGCGUCGAGGCGGAGGCCGAGGYGCUGUGGCACGGGGCUGGCGACACGGUGCGCGAGGACUAUGGCCACGCGUAUUUCGCUCGCCACGUGGCCCUCAUGAAGUCCUUCGUCGGCAGCGGCUUGAAGGACAUGUCUCUGGUCUUGAACGACAUCACCGAGGCACUCACCUCGGCGCGCCCCAAGCACCGCUACAACCCCAUGGAGCCCUACUGGUGGGUGAGGCUGCAGGCUGUGACGCACCUGCCCACRGCCCUCGCCGACUGGCUGUACAUUCCCGGGGCCACGCUGUGACGGGGCGUCCCUCAGGCAUCCUCCUGGCACGCACACACACAUGGGUUAGAGCUGACUCRGUCACGACUGCUCCGCACCCCGUGCUCGUGCAUCUGCAGGUGCACGUGUUUGCACUCGGGGUUAUGGCUUCAAGUCUUGUGGGAUAUGGAUCAAGGCAGGGCGUUUCUGGCUCCUUGUUCUUGUUUUCCCCGAUGCUCUGAUUAAAGUUGAAAGGUGUUUUCCUUUUGGCUGUGGCAGAAGGUUAACAUAAUGGGUCAAAUGCAUGGCUGGUGUAAUUAGUUCAACAGUCUCCCCAGUGAUAAAUUCGGCUCAUCAAUGGGCCCUUGCUUUUGCUUACAAGGAGAGGCUCGUGGGGGCACAGCAGAGCUGUUGCUAAGAGAUGUAUCAAAGGGAGAAGCUAAAAUGGGAAACAAAAGCAGAGUUUCCAUUUGAUGGAAAAUGGGUCAGUCGCAGCCUUCCUUUGUUUUCCUGGAACUGCUGGGAGGGUUGGCUGCUCUUUCUAAGAAAGCAGCAAUGCUGCCUCUAAAGAGCCUCCUUACCCUGGUCUGUGGGUUGGUGAUGGGGGUCCCUGCAGGGAAGGGUUCUUCCCUCGCCACACUGUGACCAGAGCCAGCGAGUCAGCAAUUGCAGAGCGAGCUGCUCUUUCCRGAUCAUAGUUUUGGUUUCAUGAAUUUGAACAGCAGGUGCAGCGUGGCCAUGUGCUCUGGGUGGGUGCUUUAAGUGCCUCCUCCUUUUCCUUUCUUUAAUAUCGCACAAUGAAAUUUCCAUGUCAUGCCUGAUUGCCUCCUCACAGAGUUUCCUGACAACUGUGGUUCCUGAUAUGAGCUGUUUUGCACACAGCAUCCCCAAGGGUGUCCUCUUGGCCAGAACCAGGUUUUUCAAUCAUUUCACCAAGGGCUGGGGCUGCCUGGCUUCCUGCUGUUUCCCCUUUCCAAGCGGCAGUGCCUGGUAUGGCUGGCACUGACUCCAGGCACUGCUGGCCAGAGCAGCAAACUAGUCUCUCCUUCUAGAACAUGGGCACUCUUGGACCAGCUUCCCAUUGUACUGCUAAACCUUGUUCAGACCUCAUCCUACAUGAGAUUAAGUGCCUUGAAAAUCUUAACAUUUGCUCUAUAUUCAUCUCRGCUCUAAACUGAAAUUGUCUUAGAAACUUUUUGUAUGCUGCUGUAGCUGCUUGGUGUCUGGAUGGAGCUGUGAGUGUUGUGCUGCCUGGGGAGAAAAGCAGGCUUCCCUGGGAGGUGCUGUGGAGAUGGUCUGUGUAACAAACAAUCCUGCAGGUGCUGGCUGUGCAGUUCUUUAUUGCAGAUCAUCAACACACAGAGGCUGUCUGGGAUCCAGGACUUGGAAUGAUCCCUCUUUCCCACUGAACUGUGGCUUGUUUGAACAGUAUUGUAAUCACUUCUGUCCCCUGCACCAUAAAAUGUGAGUAACAUUAACACUAAUUUGCACAGAGAAAAAUAAACUGAGA
This is a messenger RNA of Nothoprocta perdicaria, 2425 nucleotides long. Its product is annotated as D-beta-hydroxybutyrate dehydrogenase, mitochondrial-like. Lineage: Eukaryota; Metazoa; Chordata; Aves; Tinamiformes; Tinamidae. The annotation marks the transcript as partial. The transcript is spliced from 5 exons. The record is from RefSeq and is a predicted model, not a curated record. Gene Ontology annotation, molecular function: oxidoreductase activity.